Cuscuta epithymum is the source of this 787-nucleotide messenger RNA. NCBI's taxonomy places the organism in Eukaryota, Viridiplantae, Streptophyta, Magnoliopsida, Solanales, Convolvulaceae. The record is from the annotation of a GenBank genome assembly.
AGAACAAAGUGAAGAAGAAAGAAAAGCUCUUUAAGAGUGGAGUGAAAGAUCGAAAAUUUAUUAUGACCCAAAGAGUAUAUCUCUCUCCAGGAAGUUUUAUCUCGAUCAAUGGUUUAUUAAUGGAAGAACUGAGCGAAGAAGAAAGAAAACCUCUUAGAAGAAGCAAAAUUGCUCCCCAGCCUUAUGCCGCUCCAAUCCGACAUCACUCUAGGUUUUCCCAGCUUUCUCGACAAACUCUUUCCCGAUUUUCUUCCUCUCUUUUCUUCUUCAUCGUUAGUGGCUAUGGUUACUCUGAUCUUUUGUUUUGUUUUUUUUUUCUUCUCUCCCUCCACCGCAUCUAGAAACUUAUCCCCCAUUUGAUUUAAGUUUUUCAUCCAUCCAUGAUAAAUUUAGAUUCUUGGAAUUUUGGAUAGAAUAGAUCAGGUCGCAAAGUAGACAGAGCCACAGAGGAGAGGGCGAACGCCGAGAUGGAGGAACGCUGGAGAUGGAAGACGACUUAUGCCGGUGAAAAGCCUCUAUUAUUAAAUUUUUUUUACUGGUUUAGCAAGUUCCCAGUAACCUGAGAUCAAUUUGGGAAGAGAGCCCAUAAAGUUAGGAUUAUUUUAGAAUUACCCAUAGUUGAGAUUAAUAUUGGAAGAUGAGUAAUAGUUGAGAUUAUUUAUGUGACUUUUUCCUAAACCAGUGGCGGAGCCAGGAUCUAGGGUCAGUGGUGUCAAUUGAGAAAAUAAUUAUUAUACCAAAAUGUGUAAAUAUUAUAAAUCAAAAUAACAAAAAUUGUCAUUUAUAA